Messenger RNA from Nycticebus coucang (slow loris), 214 nucleotides. RefSeq names its product 60S ribosomal protein L38-like. Gene Ontology annotation, biological process: protein-RNA complex assembly; translation. The transcript has a single exon. The record is from RefSeq and is a predicted model, not a curated record. Gene Ontology annotation, molecular function: structural constituent of ribosome. Bases 2 to 214 code for a protein of 70 amino acids. Lineage: Eukaryota; Metazoa; Chordata; Mammalia; Primates; Lorisidae. Gene Ontology annotation, cellular component: ribosome; cytosolic large ribosomal subunit.
CAUGCCUCGGAAAAUUGAGGAAAUCAAGGACUUUUUGCUCACAGCUGGGCAAAAAGAUACCAAGUCUGUCAAGAUCAAGAAAAAUAAGGAUAAGGUGAUGUUUAAAGUUCGAUGCAGCAGAUACCUGUAUACCUUGGUCAUCACAGACAAAGAGAAGGUGGAGAAACUGAAGCAAUCUCUGCCCCAAGUUCUGGCAUUGAAGGAGCUGAAAUGA